This is a messenger RNA of Penicillium soppii, 1215 nucleotides long. RefSeq lists its product as uncharacterized. Lineage: Eukaryota; Fungi; Ascomycota; Eurotiomycetes; Eurotiales; Aspergillaceae. The record is from RefSeq and is a predicted model, not a curated record. The transcript has 2 exons. Bases 1 to 1215 code for a protein of 404 amino acids.
AUGGCAGACCCACAGAUGGACGAGUUUGCGCAAACUCGCGGUGCGGAUGACUUAUUCGACGACGAAAUUAUCCCAGUCUCCGCAGAAGAACAGCAGGCACAGACAGAGGCCAUUGCGCCCGAGCCCGAGCCGGAAUCGGGGGACGUACAUGUCCCCGAGACGCCAGCUGCUGAAAAGCUUACUCCGCGCGGAGAGACUCCGCAGCGGGGCCGUGGCGGAGAACGCGGUCGGGGUCGACGGGGCCGGGGUAAAGGAGGGCGCGGUGGGCGUGAAUCUGAUCAGAAGCGGUCAGAAAGCUCCUCGCGCAAGAGAAACAAUGCCAACCCGCCGGCUGCGCAUGCGCGGGAGGCUAGUCCUAAGCCUGAAAAGAUCGAUGAGUCUAAAGAGCAGACCGGCACCGUCGAGGAGGGUAAUGGGGAGGCGGCUGCGAAUAGCGCCGAUGUGCAGCGUGUGCCCGCUGUACGGGGGGACCGGAGUGCCACGGGUGGCACAAGAAAGCCUAAACUUACGGAAGAAGAACUAUCUAAGCGCAUUGCUGCUGCUAAAGAGAACGCCAUCAAGAAGGCUGCAGCUCACGCGCGUGCUGAGGCUGACCAGGCAUCAUUCAUGGAGCGCGAGCAAGAAGCGGCAAAGAAACGCCGCGAGGAACUCGCGCACCGCCGCGUGAUGGAUAAGGAACGUGAACAAAACAGACAAAGGAAGCUCAAGUCCCAGACUGGGCGUGAGUGGGACUCGCAGAAACGCGAGGAAGACUAUAACCCCCGAGGCGGUGGUAGCCAAUUCCGACGUGGUAUGCACGGCGGCGUGUCCGGCUAUGCACGACGAGAUUUGGAAGAUAGCCGUACAGAAGAGGUUGCUGAUAACGCUGGUGGGCAUCGUGGUCGUGGUCGGGGUGGACGAGGAGGGCGUGGCCGUGGUUCACCGCGUGCUGCACCGGGAGAACGGCCAGCAUCCAAGGGGUUGUCCAGCAGCAUGUGGGCGGAUAGUCCUGCUGAGCCGGGGGUGGAUGACAAGAAUGAGUUCCCUGCUCUACCUGAGGCCCCGAAGAAGGCGGAGAGUAAGCCUGAGACUAAGAUCGAUACUAAGCCCGAUCCCAAGGCAGAAGUCGAAGCCGUUCCUGCACCAUCUAAAUCACCGGCAACAUUGGAGAAGUUGGAUUCUACAUUCUCGCCAAUCACUGGCAGCUGGGCAGACCAGUUUGAGGACGACGAGUGA